UUGGAAGUUUCACGAUUUUCGUUCAUUAGUGAAGUGGGAGGUAAAUACACGGAGGGAUUCGUUAAGAAACGACCCGGUGGAACUCGUGUGUUUAUCGGUUGGAAGAGUUUUUGUGUUCGACAUUGCCUCCGAUGGUCAAAACGAUGGCUCAUUCUCAAGGAUACAUCAGUAUGUUAUAUGGAUGCGCGAACUGAGCAGAUUCGUUUUGUUCUAUUGUUCGAUCGUGAUUUUGAAGUGUCCGCGGGACUCACCGAAACUGAAGGACUCCCAUCGGGAUUGACGAUCACUAAUCAGCAACAGUUAAUAUCUCUUUCGAAUUCUUUCAUCGUGUUUCGCAGUCAAAAAUUUCCACUCACUUUCAGUGAAUUAGCCUUGAAAUGUGCCAGUCCAUUGGAUGCAGAAAAGUGGAAAGUUGCGAUAUUGGAAUCGAUGAAUGGAUCAGGUCGUAUUUGGCGUGAACCGCAUCCGUACGGUUCAACAUUCCCAUUGCGACGGACACAGUCUUGUCAAUGGUUUGUUGACGGUCGAAAGUAUAUGGAACACGCCGCCAAUAUGAUGGAGUUAGCGCAAGAGGAGAUUUUUAUCGCAGAUUGGUGGUUGUCGCCUGAAAUUUACNUUGAUAUUAUCACAUUUAACAAGAUUUUCGCCCACAAACGAGAAAUUACCAAUUUCAGCGGAAAGCUGAGCAAGGAUAUCUAUACAAAACGGACAUUGCAAGGACUGCAUAAGAAUAUCAAGGUGAUGCGACAUCCAGAUCACUACAUCUCAUCGGGUACAUUCUUUUGGGCACAUCACGAGAAAUUGGUGAUCGUGGAUCAGAUGAUUGCGUUCGUCGGUGGUGUAGAUUUGUGUUACGGGCGAUGGGAUGAUUGCAGACAUAAGUUAACGGAUUUAGGAUCUGUUAAGUACGGCCUAUCGCAUGCGAUGCAAAGCAAUAAAGACUUCUCAAUGCUAUCCGCAAUGCGUACAAUGGCUGCGGAAUCUGUAACACUGUCACCACUUGGACUUGAACCGGACGAGAACGUGCCUGGUGAAAAGGACACGAAUAUGAAAAAUUCGAAUAGAGAAACGAACAAAAACCCAGAACGUUUCACCUCCGAAUGCGUUAUUAUGAUGACAGGAUCAACGGAUGAUGAUCCGAAUGAGAGCGCAAUCGAUNAUAGUAAAGUUGAUCCAAGAGUACGGCCUCUGGAAGGUAUUGAUGAGGUGGAUGAGUGUAAGGCCGGCAUGAUGAUUCGAAGAGAUUCUUCUUCAUAUCGGCAACAACAAGAAAGCGUUGUUGGUGACGGACAAUCGAACAGAGUAAUAACAUCAAAAACAACUUCAACAACGACAUUCAUAACGAAGCGAAGAUGGAAGUCUGCUAGUCAGUCGAAGGCUAGCUCGAAAUCAUCAUCCAGAAUUCGGAAAAGCUCCGGAACUGAGGAAGAAUCGGGUCAGAAUGAGAGUCAACGACCCAUAGUUACAGCAUCGACAACUACAACCACAGUUACAAGGCCGUUAGCAGUUGAUACUCAAAGUGAAAGUUUCAAACUUAACGGGAUGAUUUUUAGAGGCGGCGAACCGUCGCAAAGCACAUUCCACUAUGGUGGUAGUCAACGACUGUCAAUACCAACAACACCAGCAAAUGCAGAUGAACAACAACGAACUGGAAAAGCGAAAAGAUUUUUGUCAGCGAUUAGACACUCACCGUCAAUACCUCGUCGAUUGCGGGGUCAUACGGAUUUGCCACCAACUGAAAUGGUCGCGAUGAACGCGAAACACAUGGACAUGCAUGAAGCACUCAACAAAUACAAG
Molecule: messenger RNA, 1797 nt
Organism: Anisakis simplex (herring worm)
Lineage: Eukaryota; Metazoa; Nematoda; Chromadorea; Rhabditida; Anisakidae
Source: the annotation of a GenBank genome assembly